Messenger RNA from Alosa sapidissima (American shad), 15476 nucleotides. RefSeq names its product periaxin (gene prx). Gene Ontology annotation, cellular component: nucleus; cytoplasm; costamere. Gene Ontology annotation, biological process: regulation of RNA splicing. Gene Ontology annotation, molecular function: protein binding. Bases 424 to 14439 code for a protein of 4671 amino acids. NCBI's taxonomy places the organism in Eukaryota, Metazoa, Chordata, Actinopteri, Clupeiformes, Clupeidae. The transcript is spliced from 7 exons. The record is from RefSeq and is a predicted model, not a curated record.
GAGAGCGCAGCCUGGAGUCAGUCUGCCUGCACACUGGGGGGGAGCGGAGUAUGAGUGAACGAGCGAGAGUUUAACACGCCACAGAUUAAAAGCACACUGACGCACUCCGGAGGAAGAGAGCGCUAAAGGGAGACACAGCUGGGGAGAGAAACUGGGGAAAAGACAGACUCUGACAGAGAAUUGGAAGAGAGUCAUGCUUUUUCACAGACCAGGGAACCAGCUGUAAAAGACAAAAGGCGGUCUCCCCCCUCCGACAGGCCUCCGACAGUCACACACAUCAGCCCCCACCACAGCCUCUCUGCUGAGGAGCAGGAGAGCCCGGAGAGAGUUGUCCAGAAAGAGAAACUCCAUGCAGAACUGAAACAGGUGUUGAGUCUGAAAAGAAGCCAGCUAAGAGAGACAUCACACUCCACCCAAACAGAAAUGGACAGCCCACCACCACAGAAAAGUACCACAGAGGAGGAGGAGCCUAUCUCUGAGCUGGUCGAGGUGGUCAUGGAAACGGAAGCUGAAGCAGGAGCAAGUGGAUACAGUGUGAUAGGCGGUGGAGAGAGGGGAAUCUUCAUCAAGGAAGUCCUGAGAGACUCCCCGGCAGCUAAACAUCUGAGCCUCCAGCAGGGUGAUCAACUGCUCAGUGCUAGAGUCUACUUCGAUAAUGUGAGAUAUGAAGAUGCACUGAAGAUUUUGCAGUGUGCAGAACCUUAUAAAGUCUCUUUCUUCCUGAAGCGGACCAUACCUCACAAUGAAGUCGCUGUGCAUCCAGGUGCAGCCAGCGUUGAUCUCAAAGGACCCAAAGCCAAAAUGCAGAGAAUGAGUGUCAAAAGCGUCAAACCCUUCAAGGCAAAGAAAAAAAGGGGAGGACGUUUUGGAUUAAAACGGCUGAAGGAGAACAAACAGGCCAGAGCUGAGACCGAUGAGGAAAUGGAGGGAUCUCCAGGGAGGCGGGAGGGGACUCCUGUCGAUGUGGAGUUUGUGUUCCCCAAAUUCAAGCUGAAGAAAGGUGGCAAGGCCGCUGCGGAGGGAACAGGGAGAGCCGAGGGGGCGACGUUCAUGGGCAGGAAGAGGAGCAAGAUAAGAUUUCCCCGGAUGAAAGUCAAGGGUGGGGCCAGUGGGGGAGGGCAUGUUGGUACUGAUGUCACAACACCGCUAGGGGAGGCAGAGGUCACCAGAGAUAAGAACAAGGCGAAGGGAAAGGGAGAGAGAUAUGGGAUAACAAUCCCUAAAACCAAAAAAGUCAAGGUAGAGCUCUCUUCGUCGCAGGACACUCUGGAAUUUAAACUCCCCAAGGGAAAAUUCAAGGCAUCCUCGGGGUCUGCAGAGGCAGCAGGGAUGGCGGUUAGCCCACCUGAUGUGGAGAUGUCUGUCAGUUUGCCAUCUGGAAAGGGAGGAGCAGGCACUAGUGAGUCAGACUUGAGCUCUGGAGCCAAGCUGAGGAUGCCAAAGCUAAAGCUGCCCAAGGUCAGGCUGUCUCGUCACUCUGAUGAGAUAGACGGAGCAGCCGAUAUUAAGGGUUCAGACAAAACGAAAGUGAAAAUGCCAUCGGUUGACAUAACAUCUCCAAAAGUUGACCUGGGGGUUUCCAGUGGAAAGGCUGAGGCUCAAGGAGAACUAACUGUUACAGGACGCGAUGGAGAAGCAAAGACACUACUGUCAGGCAUAAAGCUGCCGACUAUUGACUUCUCUGCCCCACAACCAACUAAGGGAUCUGUGGAUUUGCAAGGUAAAAAAUCAGAUGUGAAAGGUCUUGAUAUCAAAUGUACAAAAAUACACAUGCCUGAUGUAGAUAUAUCCCUGCCGUCAUUGGCAGUUAAUUCAGGUGAAAGAAAAGGCGAUGAAAUUGAUGGAACAUUUUUGUCAGGAGCUAAAAUAAAAGCUCAGCAACUGGACAUAUCCAUUCCAAAGCUACCUGAGGGUACUGGAAAGGUAAACCUCCCUGAUUUGGAUAUUUCUCUUCCGAAGAUGCCCCAAGUAGAUAUUUCCCUCCCAAAAGGAAGAGUUCAAGGUGAUGGUGGUAAUUGUGACAUUGAAUCAAGUGCUAGAGGAAAAAUAAAAAUGCCUGCAAUAGAUGCUAAACUUCCUACUUUCACAUCUGAUGAGGAAGGCCCUAAUGUAAAAGGAGGAAAAUUUAACAUGCCAUCAAUAAAUAUUUCACUUCCAAAAGGAAAAAUUGAAGGAGCUGUUGAUGUGGAUGCCAAAGCAAAAGGGGGCAAAUUCAAGAUGCCGACAUUUGAUGUUUCCCUUCCAACACUAAAGGGUCCAGAAGGUCAAAUCGAUAUUGAAGGCCCUGAAAUGAAGGGUGGAAAAUUGAACAUGCCAUCAAUUGACAUUUCACUUCCGAAAGGAAAGUUUGAAGGAGACAUUGAUUUGGAUGCCAAAGCAAAGGGUGGCAAAUUAAAUUCCUUUGAUGUUUCUCUUCCGAAAAUGAAAUCUCCAGAAGGUGGAAUUGAAGUUCAGGGACCUGAAAUGAAAAGUAGCAAAAUUAGCUUGCCAACAAUAGACAUAUCUCUUCCAAAGGGGAGUAUUGAAGGUGAUGUUGAUAUGGAGGGAAAAACAAAAGGGGGGAAGUUCAAAAUGCCCACAUUUGAUGUGUCCCUUCCUAAAUUAAAAUCUCCCGAAGGACAAAUUGAUAUCGAAGGCCCUGAAGUCAAAGGUGGGAAGUUUCACAUGCCAUCAAUAGAUAUCUCACUUCCAAAAGGCAGUGCAGACAUGGAUGUUGAUCUGGAUGUGGAUGCCAAAGCAAAAAGUGGAAAAUUCAAGAUGCCAACAUUUGAUGUUUCCCUUCCAAAAAUGAAAUCCACAGGGGGUGAUAUUGAAGUUGAAGGACCUGAACUCAAGGGUGGGAAGUUUAACAUGCCAUCAAUUGACAUUUCACUCCCCAAAGGAAAUAUUGGAGGUGAUAUUGAUGUCGAUGCCAAGGCCAAAAGUGGCAAAUUCAAGAUGCCGUCUUUUGAUGUUUCUCUUCCCAAAAUAAAAUCUCCAGAGGGUGAACUUGACAUUGAAGGGCCUGAAAUGAAAGGUGGCAAAAUUAGCAUGCCCACUAUAGACAUAUCUAUUCCAAAGGGGAGUACUGAGGGCGAUAUUGAUGGCAAGGUAAAGGGUGGAAAACUCAAGAUGCCUACUUUUGAUGUUUCCCUCCCAAAACUGAAAUCGCCAGAGGGACAAAUCGAUAUUGAAGGCCCUGAAUUCAAAGGUGGGAAAUUUAACAUGCCAUCAAUAGAUAUUUCACUUCCAAAAGGAAAUGUUGAAGGAGAAAUUGAUGUGGACUUGGACGCCAAAGCAAAAGGGGGGAAAUUUAAUAUGCCAUCAUUUGAUGUUUCUCUCCCAAAAGUAAAAUCUACAGAAGGAAAAAUUGAUGUAGAUGGCCCUGAAAUCAAAGGUGGAAAGUUUAAUAUGCCAUCCAUUGAUAUUUCUCUCCCAAAAGGAAAUGUUGAAGGAGAUGUGGAUGCCAAAGGAAAAGGAGGCAAAUUCAAGAUGCCCACAUUUGAUGUUUCCCUUCCAUCACUGAAAUCUCCAGAGGGUGGAAUUGAUGUUGAACGCCCAGAACUCAAGGGUGGAAAGUUUAACAUGCCAUCACUUGAUAUUACACUUCCCAAAGGUUAUGUGAAAACAGAUGUUGACGUGGAUGCUGAAGGAAAAGGAGGAAAAAUCAAAAGGCCGAAUUUUGACAUUUCCCUUCCAAAACUCAAAUCUCCUGAAGGGAAUGUUGAUAUAGAAGGCCCUGAAGUUAUGGGUGCAAAGUUCAAAGUGCCAUCAAUAGAUAUCUCACUUCCAAAGGGAAAGCUUGAGGGAGAUGUAAAUGUAGAUGGCAAAUUGAAGAUGCCCACAUUUGAUGUUUCACUACCAAAACUGAAAUCACCAGAAAGUGAAAUUGAUAUUGAAGUACCUGAAGGUAAAGGUGGCAAAAUUAACAUGCCACCUGUAGACAUAUCUCUCCCAAAAGGAAGUCUUGAAGUUGGUGCAAAGACAAAAGGAGGAAAAUUCAAGAUGCCAAAAAUAGGUAUCUCACUACCAAAAAUGAAAAAAGCAAACAAAGCAAUACAUAUUGAAAGGCCAGAAAUUAAAGAAGGGACUAUCAAUCUACCAAAUGUUGACAUUUCCCUGCCUAAAGGAAAGAUUGAGGGAGAUGCUAACCUGGAAGGCAAAAAAACAGAAGGAAAAUUCAAGGUGCCCACAUUUGAUGUUUCCCUAUCAAAACUGGAAGGUCCAGAGGGUCAAAUCGAUAUUGAAGCCCCAGAUGUCAAGGGUGGAAAAUUCAAUAUGCCAUCAUUAGAUAUUUCACUUCCAAAACGAAAUGUUGAAGGAGACAUUGAUUUGGAUGCAAAAGCAAAAGGAGGGAAAUUCAAGAUGCCCACAUUUGAUGUUUCCCUUCCAAAAGUUAAAGGUCCAGAAAUAGAUAUUGAAGGUCCUGAUGGCAAAAGUGGACACUUCAACAUGCCAUCAAUAGAUAUUUCACUUCCAAAAGGGAAGAUUGAAGGAGAUAUUGAUAUGGAUGGCAAAGCAAAAGGAGGAAAAUUCAAGAUGCCCACAUUUGAUGUCUCCCUUCCAAAAUUUAAAGGUCCAGAGGGUCAAAUCGAUAUUGAAGGCCCUGAUGUCAAGGGUGGAAAAUUCAACAUGCCAUCAAUUGACAUUUCACUGCCAAAAGGAAAUGUCGAAGGAGACAUUGAUUUGGAUGCAAAAGCAAAAGGAGGUAAAUUCAAAAUGCCCACAUUUGAUGUUUCCCUUCCAACAUUUAAAGGUCCAGAAAUUGAUAUUGAAGGCCCUGAUGUCAAAGGUGGAAAACUGAACAUGCCAUCAAUAGAUAUUUCACUUCCAAAAGGGAAGAUCGAAGGAGAUGUUGAUGUGGAUGGCAAAGCAAAAGGAGGCAAAUUCAAGAUGCCCACAUUCGAUGUUUCCCUUCCAAAAUUUAAAGGUCCAGAGGGUCAAAUUGAUAUUGAAGGCCCUGAUGUUAAGGGUGGAAAACUCAACAUGCCAUCAAUAGAUAUCUCACUUCCAAAAGGAAAUGUUAAAGGAGAUAUUGAUGUAGACGCCAAAGCAAAAGGAGGAAAAUUCAAGAUGCCCACAUUUGAUGUUUCCCUUCCAAAAUUUAAAGGUCCAGAGGGUCAAAUCGAUAUUGAAGGCCCUGAUGUCAAGGGUGGAACAUUCAACAUGCCAUCAAUAGAUAUUUCACUUCCCAAAGGAAAUGUUCAAGGAGAUAUUGAUGUGGAUGCCAAAGCAAAAGGAAGCAAAUUUAAGAUGCCCACAUUUGAUGUCUCCCUUCCAAAACUGAAGGGUCCCGAAGGUCAAAUUGAUAUUGAAGCCCCAGAUGUCAAGGGUGGAAAAUUCAAUAUGCCAUCAUUAGAUAUUUCACUUCCAAAACGAAAUGUUGAAGGAGACAUUGAUUUGGAUGCAAAAGCAAAAGGAGGUAAAUUCAAGAUGCCCACAUUUGAUGUUUCCCUUCCAAAAGUUAAAGGUCCAGAAAUAGAUAUUGAAGGUCCUGAUGCCAAAAGUGGAGACUUCAACAUGCCAUCAAUAGAUAUUUCACUUCCAAAAGGGAAGAUUGAAGGAGAUGUUGAUAUGGAUGGCAAAGCAAAAGGAGGCAAAUUCAAGAUGCCCACAUUUGAUGUCUCCCUUCCAAAAUUUAAAGGUCCAGAGGGUCAAAUCGAUAUUGAAGGCCCUGAUGUCAAGGGUGGAAAAUUCAACAUGCCAUCAAUUGACAUUUCACUGCCAAAAAGAAAUGUCGAAGGAGACAUUGAUUUGGAUGCAAAAGCAAAAGGAGGCAAAUUCAAGAUGCCCACAUUCGAUGUUUCCCUUCCAAAAUUUAAAGGUCCAGAGGGUCAAAUUGAUAUUGAAGGCCCUGAUGUUAAGGAUGUAAAACUCAACAUGCCAUCAAUAGAUAUCUCACUUCCAAAAGGAAAUGUUAAAGGAGAUAUUGAUGUAGACGCCAAAGCAAAAGGAGGAAAAUUCAAGAUGCCCACAUUUGAUGUUUCCCUUCCAAAAUUUAAAGGUCCAGAAAUAGAUAUUGAAGGGCCUGAUGUCAAGGGUGGAACAUUCAACAUGCCAUCAAUAGAUAUUUCACUUCCAAAAGGUAAAUUUGAAGGAGAUGUUGAUAUGGAUGCAAAAGCAAAAGGAGGCAAAUUCAAGAUGCCCACAUUUGAUGUCUCCCUUCCAAAAUGUAAAGGUCCAGAGGGUCAAAUUGAUAUUGAAGGCCCUGAUGUCAAGGGUGGAAAAUUCAACAUGCCAUCAAUUGACAUUUCACUGCCAAAAGGAAAUGUCAAAGGAGACAUUGAUUUGGAUGCAAAAGCAAAAGGAGGUAAAUUCAAGAUGCCCACAUUUGAUGUCUCCCUUCCAACAUUUAAAGGUCCAGAAAUUGAUAUUGAAGGCCCUGAUGUCAAAGGUGGAAAACUGAACAUGCCAUCAAUUGACAUUUCACUGCCAAAAGGAAAUGUCAAAGGAGACAUUGAUUUGGAUGCAAAAGCAAAAGGAGGCAAAUUCAAGAUGCCCACAUUUGAUGUCUCCCUUCCAACAUUUAAAGGUCCAGAGGGUCAAAUUGAUAUUGAAGGCCCUGAUGUCAAGGGUGGAAAAUUCAACAUGCCAUCAAUAGAUAUUUCAAUUCCCAAAGGAAAUGUUGAAGGAAAUAUUGAUGUGGAUGCCAAAGCAAAAGGAGGGAAAUUCAAGAUGCCCACAUUUGAUGUCUCCCUUCCGAAAUUUAAAGGUCCAGAAAUCGAUAUUGAAGGCCCUGAUGUCAAAGGUGGAAAACUGAACAUGCCAUCAAUAGAUAUUUCACUUCCAAAAGGGAAGAUCGAAGGAGAUGUUGAUGUGGAUGGCAAAGCAAAAGGAGGCAAAUUCAAGAUUCCCACAUUUGAUGUCUCCCUUCCAAAACUGAAGGGUCCCGAAGGUCAAAUUCAUAUUGAAGGCCCUGAUGUCAAAGGUGGAAAAUUCAACAUGCCAUCAAUAGAUAUUUCACUUCCAAAAGGAAAUGUUGAAGGAAAUAUUGAUGUGGAUGCCAAAGGAAAAGGAGGAAAAUUCAAGAUGCCCACAUUUGAUGUUUCCCUUCCAAAAUUUAAAGGUCCAGAGGGUCAAAUCGAUAUUGAAGGCCCUGAUGUCAAGGGUGGAAAAUUCAACAUGCCAUCAAUUGACAUUUCACUGCCAAAAGGAAAUGUCGAAGGAGACAUUGAUUUGGAUGCAAAAGCAAAAGGAGGCAAAUUCAAGAUGCCCACAUUUGAUGUCUCCCUUCCGAAAUUUAAAGGUCCAGAAAUUGAUAUUGAAGGCCCUGAUGUCAAAGGUGGAAAACUGAACAUGCCAUCAAUUGACAUUUCACUGCCAAAAGGAAAUGUCAAAGGAGACAUUGAUUUGGAUGCAAAAGCAAAAGGAGGCAAAUUCAAGAUGCCCACAUUUGAUGUCUCCCUUCCAAAAUGUAAAGGUCCAGAGGGUCAAAUUGAUAUUGAAGGCCCUGAUGUCAAGGGUGGAAAAUUCAACAUGCCAUCAAUAGAUAUUUCACUUCCCAAAGGAAAUGUUGAAGGAAAUAUUGAUGUGGAUGCCAAAGCAAAAGGAGGGAAAUUCAAGAUGCCCACAUUUGAUGUCUCCCUUCCAAAAUUUAAAGGUCCAGAAAUCGAUAUUGAAGGCCCUGAUGUCAAAGGUGGAAAACUGAACAUGCCAUCAAUAGAUAUUUCACUUCCAAAAGGGAAGAUCGAAGGAGAUGUUGAUGUGGAUGGCAAAGCAAAAGGAGGCAAAUUCAAGAUGCCCACAUUUGAUGUCUCCCUUCCAAAACUGAAGGGUCCCGAAGGUCAAAUUGAUAUUGAAGGCCCUGAUGUCAAAGGUGGAAAAUUCAACAUGCCAUCAAUAGAUAUUUCACAUCCAAAAGGAAAUGUUUCAGGAAAUAUUGAUGUGGAUGCCAAAGGAAAAGGAGGAAAAUUCAAGAUGCCAUCUUUUGAUGUUUCUUAUCCAAAAAUGAAAUCUCCAGAGGGUGAACUUGACAUUGAAGGUCCAAAAUGUAAAGGUGAUAAGAUUGAUAUGCCAUCCAUUGAUGCAUCUUUUCCUAAAGGGAGACUUGAGGGCAAUGUUGAUGGUAAAGCUAAAGGUGGAAAAUUAAAAAUGCCCACCAUUGACAUCGCACUACCGAAAAUUAAAAGGCCUGGAAGUGGCAUUAAUAUUGAAGGACCUGAGGUUGAGGGAGCGAGGAUCAGCAUGCCAACAAUUGACAUUUCACUUCCUAAAGGCAGGGUUGAAGGAAAUGUUGAUGUGGAUGUGGAUGCCAAAGGAAAAGGAGGAAAAUUCAAGAUGCCAACAUUUGAUGUGUCACUUCCAAAACUGAAAUCCCCUGAAGGUAAAUUUGACAUAGAAGGCCCUGAAAUCAAAGGUGGAAAGUUUAACAUGCCAUCAAUAGAUAUCUCACUUCCAAAAGGAAAUGUUGAAGGAGAUAUUGAUGUGGAUGCCAAAGCAAAAGGAGGAAAAUUCAAGAUGCCCACAUUUGAUGUUUCCCUUCCAAAAAUUAAAGGUCCAGAGGGUCAAAUCGAUAGUGAAGGCCCUGAUAUCAAGGGUGGACAAUUCAACAUGCCAUCCAUAGAUAUUUCACUUCCAAAAGGGAAAAUUGAUGGAGAUGUUGAUGUAGACGCCAAAGUAAAAGGAGGAAAAUUCAAGAUGCCCACAUUUGAUGUUUCCCUUCCAAAAUUUAAAGGUCCAGAAAUCGAUAUUGAAGGGCCUGAUGUCAAGGGUGGAAAAUUCGACAUGCCAUCAAUAGAUAUUUCACUUCCCAAAGGAAAUGUUGAAGGUGCUGUUGAUGUAGACAUAAAUGCCAAAGGUAAAGGAGGAAAGUUCAAGAUGCCCACAUUUGAUGUUUCCCUUCCACACUUUAAAUCCCCUGAGGGAAGAAUUGACAUGGAAGGCCCUGAAAUCAAAGGUCCAAAGUUAAACAUGCCAUCAAUAGAUAUUUCACUUCCCAAAGGAAAUGUUGAAGGAGAUGUUGAUAUGGAUGGCAAAGCAAAAGGAGGCAAAUUCAAGAUGCCCACAUUUGAUGUCUCCCUUCCAACAUUUAAAGGUCCAGAGGGUCAAAUCGAUAUUGAAGGCCCUGAUAUCAAGGGUGGAAAAUUCGACAUGCCAUCAAUAGAUAUUUCACUUCCAAAAGGGAAGAUUGAAGGAGAUGUUGAUGUGGAUGCCAAAGCAAAAGGAGGCAAAUUCAAGAUGCCCACAUUCGAUGUCUCCCUUCCAACAUUUAAAGGUCCAGAAAUUGAUAUUGAAGGCCCUGAUGUCAAAGGUGGAAAACUGAACAUGCCAUCAAUUGACAUUUCACUGCCAAAAGGAAAUGUCGAAGGAGACAUUGAUUUGGAUGCAAAAGCAAAAGGAGGCAAAUUCAAGAUGCCCACAUUUGAUGUCUCCUUUCCAAAAUUUAAAGGUCCAGAGGGUCAAAUGGAUAUUGAAGGCCCUGAUGUCAACGGUGGAAAAUUCAACAUGCCAUCAAUAGAUAUUUCACUUCCCAAAGGAAAUGUCGAAGGAAAUAUUGAUGUGGAUGCCAAAGGAAAAGGAGGAAAAUUCAAGAUGCCCACAUUUGAUGUUUCCAUUCCAAAGGGUAGUGUUCAAGGAGAUGUUGGGGUGAAUGUAGAUGCUGAAGGCAAAGGAGGCAAAUUCAAGAUGCCUAGUUUUGAUGUUUCCCUACCAAAACCGAAAACACCAGAAAAUAAAGUUGAUAUUGAAGGCCCUGAUAUCAAGGGUGGAAAAAUUAGCAUGCCCUCAAUAGAUAUUUCACUCCCAAAAGGACAUGUGAAAGGAGAUGUGGAUGUAAAAGCAAAAGGUGGCAAAUUUAAAAUGCCAAAAAUUGGCAUCUCCUUGCCGAAAAUGAAAAGGCCUGGAAGUGGCAUAAACAUUGAAGGACCAGAAUUUGAGGGAGGGAAGAUCAGCAUGCCAACAAUUGACAUUUCACUUCCUAAAGGCAGUGUUGAGAGAGAUGCUGCCAUGGAGGGAAAAGUGCAAAGUGGAAAGAUCAACAUGCCCACAUUUGAUGUCUCCCUUCCAAAACUCAAAUCUGCAGAAGGGAAACUUGACGUAGAAGUCCCUGAACUCAAAGGAGGAAAGUUUGAUAUGCCAUCAAUAGAUAUUUCACUUCCAAAAGGGAAAGUCGAAGGAGAUGUUGAUGUGGAUGGCAAAGCAAAAGGAGGCAAAUUCAAGAUGCCCACAUUCGAUGUUUCCCUUCCAAAAUUUAAAGGUCCAGAGGGUCAAAUUGAUAUUGAAGGCCCUGAUGUUAAGGGUGGAAAACUCAACAUGCCAUCAAUAGAUAUCUCACUUCCCAAAGGUAGUGUUGAAGGAGAUAUUGAUAUGGAUGCCAAAGCAAAAGGCGGCAAAUUCAAGAUGACCACAUUUGAUGUUUCCCUACCAAAACUGAAAGGUCCUGAAGGUCAAAUUGAUAUUGAAGGGCCUAAUGUCAAGGGUGGAAAGUUCAAGAUGCCAUCAAUAGAUAUUUCACUUCCAAAAGGAAAUGUUGAAGGAGAUAUUGAUCUAGCAGCUGAAGGAAAAGGAGGCUCAAUCAAGAUGCCCACAUUUGAUGUCUCCCUUCCCAAAUUCAAAUCUCCUGAAGGUAACAUUGAUGUAGAAUCUCCUGAAGUCAAGGGUGGGAAGUUUCACCUGCCAACAAUUGAUAUAUCACUUCCCAAAGGGAGUGUAGCAGGGGAUGUUGAUGUGGAUGGGAAGAUGAAAGAUGGAAAAUUCAAAAUGCCUACAUUUGAUAUUUCCCUUCCAAAAGGAAACAUUGAAGGAAAUGUUGACAUUGAUGGUCAUGGACAGAAAAUCAAAAUGCCUUCAAUUGAUUUUAGUCUACCUAAGAUGAAAAUGCCAGAGGGAGAAGUCAAGGUUGAAGGAACAGAUAUCAAAGGUGGCAAGUUCAAUAUACCAUCUAUAGAUAUUUCCCUUCCAAAAGGAAAGGCCAAAGGGGACGUAGAUCUGGAUGAAGACAAGAAAGGUGAAAUGUUUAAAAUGCCCACAUUGGAUAUAUCAUUGCCAAAAACAUCCAUUACUUCAGGUUCAGCUACCUUAGAAGGGCCUGAAAUUAAAAAAGGAAAUGUUAAAGUACCAAGUGUGGACAUUGCACUACCCUCUGGAGAAGCUAAGUUAGGUGUUGAUGGCUCAUCUGAAGGCAAUACAAGUAGCACCAUCAAGCUUCCAAAUGUGAAAAUACCAACAGUUAAUAUAUCUGCACCCAAAGUUGACUUGGACUUUGGUCUUACAAAGUCUAAAGACAAUGACAGAGAGGACAUUGAACUCCUGAAAGCUGAAGGGGGCAGACCAUCCUCAGGUGCCAGUUUUGAUGUACCUGACGUUACCCUGAAAAUGCCAAAGUUUUCUCUUCCCAAGUUUGGUGGAAAAUCCAAAAGUGGAGGCAUAGAGUUGGAAGGACAUGGUUCAACGCCAUAUUUGGAGGCUGAGAGUAGUUCUCCAUCAGCCGAGGUAGACCAUGAUAUCAAAGCAAAAGGAAAAAUCAAAAAGCAUAAAAUUAAAAUGCCAUUUUUUGGAACAUCUAAGAAGGAUGUGGAGAUCAACGUCACUGGUCCAGGAUGGAAGAAGGAAAAAGAGGCAGACAUUAAAAUGCCAUCACUUGAGAUAUCCUUACCAGCAACAAAAACACCAGAACACGAAGUUCUGCUCCCCAAAACUGAGGUAGAUGUGUCUGAGGCUGAUAUUAGAGGCUAUGAGGGUGCGUUGAAAAUCCCCAAAAUGCCCACCAUUGACAUAUCGGUCCCUAAAGUUGAUGUGGAUGUUGCUCUGCCCAAACUGAAGCAUGAUGUAUCAGCUGAUUCUGGCACGCAUGUGAAUAUAGAGGGAGAAGGUGGAAAAAUGAAGAUUCCAAACAUCAAAAUGCCAACAAUAGACAUAUCUCUCCCAAAAGGAAAAUCUGGUGACAUCAAAACACCAGAACUGGAACUUGAUGGAGAGGGUGGAAAAUUCAAAUUGCCACAUAUUCAGAUGGCCACAGUUGACAUAUCACUCUCAAAAGGAAAAUCUGUGGAUGUUAAUGUACCAGAGGUUGAAGUUAAAGGAGAUGGUGGGAAAUUCAAGAUGCCCAGUGUUAAGAUGCCAGUGGUUGACAUAUCACUUCCAAAGGGACAAACAGGGAACAUUAAUGCACCAGAAGUUGAGGUAAAAGGAGAGGGAGGGAAAUUCAAGAUGCCAAAUAUCACCAUGCCAGCACUUGAUAUGUCUCUCCCAAAGGGGAAAUCUGGUCAGAUUGAGGCAAAUUUGGAGGUUGAAGGUGAGGGGGGGGAAGUCAAGAUGCCGGACAUAAAGAUGCCAAAGGUGGAUGUUUCACUUCCAAAAGGAAAAUCUGCCGAUAUUAAAAUACCAGACGUAGAACUGGGGGUAAAGGGUGGAAAAUGUAAAAUGGCAGAUGUCAAGAUGCCAACAGUUGAUGUUUCACUACCAUCAGCAAAUCUUAAAGGCAGUGGCAAACCAGAAUUACACAUCCGAGGUGAGGGUGGCACAACCACAGAUCCGAAACUCAAAAUGCCCCAAAUCAGUGUAUCUUUACCACAUGUGAGAACUGGUGAUAAUGAAACUUGCCAGCUCAGAGGUGAGGGAGAGGGCAAAUUCACAAUGCCCUCUGUUGAAGUACCCACUCUCCCCAGAGCUGAUCUUGAUGUAAUUAUGGGGAAGCAAAAAGGCGAACCAAGUGGAAAUGUGGAUGCUGAUGUCAGCAAGGAUGGAGAGCAUAAAGGGUUGAAAAUCAAGAUACCAACAAUUGAUAUAGAAGCUCCCAAAGGUGAUCUGGAGCUGAACAUUGGAUUACGGAAAGGCGAAGGAAAAAAGGAUCGUAAAAAAAUUGAAUUUCCUGAUAUACACCUAAAUCCGCUUGUGUCUGAAGGCAAGGUGAAAGGGCCAAAGGUCAAAGGCACAAAAUUCAAAAUUGGUAUGCCAAAAAUGAAAAACACAAGUUCAGAGAUUGAUGUCAAACCAGAGAAGGACAAUGAGGGAGUAAGCGGACGAUUUAAAGUUAAGAAGACAAAAAUGGGCAAAGACUCUGCACCAGAAGUCACUGUAUCUGUCCCAACUGAACCAACUAUUGCGACAAUUGGCUCGGACCAUGACAUCAAAACACCAAAGAUUCCAGAAAUAGAUUUUGACAUUGGAUCCUCAUCUGGAUAUUCCGAGGCAGACAGAGAUAAGGGAGGCAAAGUCAAAGUUCCUAAGUUUGGUGUGGCUUUACCCUCCAUUUCUUCACAUGAGGGGGGCAAUAUCAGUGGAAAACUGGCAGAUGUCAAAGGCUUUUCUGUGUCAGACCCAGAGAUCGAUUAUGAGGGUCCUAAAAUGCCAAAAGUGACAAAAGCAGUUUUUGUUUUAGUGAAUCCUCAGGCUGACAGUUCUAAUGUAUCAGGUGAAGAAGAAGGGGUACAUGUCAAGGAGAACCAAAAUAAGAUGCCCAAGAUUAAAGUGAAAGCUGGUUUAGGAAAGUCUGGCUCUACGGGUAGGGGAGGGGCAGAAUGUGGCGAAGAGGAGGUGGAGGUAGAUGGGAAGUCAAAAACGGGCAAACUGAAAAUGCCCAAGGUUGUGCUGUCUCCAGGAAAGAGUGGCUCAUUUGACGUGACAUCCAAAACAUCUGACUCAGGGAGGGAGGAGGUGGCAGGCCUAAAUGGUGAAAAAGAUGGCUCAAAAUUUGUCAAGCUGAAGAUGCCAAAACUUGAGUUCACGUCACCUUAUUCGAAAAACUUGUCCGAGGAGGAGCGCCUUGAGAUGAGCACAAAGUUGGUCAUGAAAGAAUCUGACAAAGAAGGCAAGGGAGCAAAAUCGAAAUCAGGAAAAAUUGCAUUUCCAGGCUUCAAAAAGAAAAUCGAGAAAGAAGAGGUAGAGACUGAGUCCACUUUGGUGUUCUCUACAGCCAGGACAGAAAUGCUGGCAGAGAGAGAAAGCUCGGAGUCUCCUUCUCCCCAGGGGUUUGUCUCAUUUCAGCAAAGGCAACACGAAUCAUCCACAGGAUACAGCACAGAACAAGUGUACGAAAGAGAGGGGUCGACUUGGUAUGAAGUCCCUAGAGUAACCUUAAGUCCUCACUCUGCUGGGCUGCUUCAGAUGACACCUGAGGGAUCCCCAUGUGGCAGUAGAUCCUCUCCUCUGCUCUCUAGCGACGAGGCGUCAGGUGACUUUCACAUUCAGAUGCCGCGACUACAGAUGACCUCACAGGGUGAGCAUAAGGAAGAGUACAUCGUCACAACAACAACCACAACCAGAGAGAUGUCACAUGACAGUAGGGCCUCGCCUCAUCAUUUUGGUGGCGAAGCCUUGGGUGGUUUCCCCCUCCACAUGCCUCAAAUGCAGUUCACUACACAGGGUAGGCUAAAGGAGGAGCUCAUCGUCACGACAACUAAGGAGGAAACCGUUACAGUGGUGACCUCAAGGUCAAAGUCACCAAAACAAACACUGGCAGAGCCUACAGGGGAGUCGUCAACUGAAAAAGGCAGUAGUUCACAAAUACCUCGGGAUUUCUGAGGCACAAGGUGAUAUGUGGGAAAUUGUCAGUAUUUUUUAUUGAUAUGUUUUGUAUUAGUACAGUUGUCAUUGUUUAUUUUCUAUUUUGAUCAAUGUCAUUUGUAUGUUUUUUUUUUGUUUAAAUCAGAUAUAAAAUAUAUAGUAAAUAUCAUUGUACACAUUCAUCCAUUCAUACAUAAUUCACCCAUUUUUUUUUCCAAGAGAGUAGCCCAAAAUUAAAUUAUGUCAUUUAUGUGAAAUGCAUUUUGUUCUGUGUCUGAUUGCAUUAGUGGCAAGGAAUGUUAGCAAUCAAACACAUUCACAAGUAUAAUAUUUUUGUAGAUAAAAAAAUAUAUAAAUGGGUGGAUUGCAAGGGCUUCUUAGCAUGAUAAUUCAUUUAACAUUUUUUGAUAUUUUAAAAGCUGUGUGCUCAUCUGCCUUUCCUUGGUGCCUUAAUGAUAUGAAAUAUAACUUUUUGCUUUUAUUUAUUAUUCUAACUUUAACUAUGUCAGCAUCUGAAUUGACAUGCAUUUAAUUCAGAGGAUUGGUUACAUUUGUAUGAACCCAUUGUACAGAUGAGGCCUAAAAAGUCAAUGUGCAGAAAUCUUAAAUUGUUCAUAUUUUCGUAUUGUAAAAAUAUCCUGUUAGGAUUUGUCAUUUGGGAAAAGUCUAUUUAAUCAUGCACAUUUCUUUCAUUGGAAUGAUCACCUUCGACAAUUGUGUUUCAACUGUCCUCAUAGCAAAUGCUUUAAAUUUUGUUAAAUUAAUAGGAGAGAUGAGGAAAUAUUAUUUCUGUUUUAUGGUGAAUUUAUUAACCUGGUUUUACCCCUGUGUUGGGAAUGAGUAAUACAUAAUAUUGUAUCAGGUCAUCCAUAUUUAACCUUAUUUAUGUGUAUAGAACACUUUCUGCAAUUGGACAGAGUAGCAUGACUUAAUUGAAACAGUUAUUAUAUGCCUCUUUGAAUUCAGGUUAUAUGGUAAAUUAUUGUUCAUAUGGAAUUUGAGCGAAAGUUGUAAUUUACAAGAAAAUUAAUAAAAUAUAUUGCUAAUGACUCUGA